Messenger RNA from Corythoichthys intestinalis (scribbled pipefish), 2860 nucleotides. RefSeq names its product NME/NM23 family member 5 (gene nme5). Gene Ontology annotation, molecular function: nucleoside diphosphate kinase activity. The transcript has 5 exons. The coding region runs from base 232 to 855 and encodes 207 amino acids. Gene Ontology annotation, cellular component: cilium. NCBI's taxonomy places the organism in Eukaryota, Metazoa, Chordata, Actinopteri, Syngnathiformes, Syngnathidae. Gene Ontology annotation, biological process: cilium movement; GTP biosynthetic process; negative regulation of oxidative stress-induced intrinsic apoptotic signaling pathway. The record is from RefSeq and is a predicted model, not a curated record.
GUUGCAUUCUUAUUCGUCCAUUAUAAAUGCAUUUUGUGUUUUUUUUCCUUUUUUGUAUUGAUCGGUUGAGAUAAAUUACAAACAAAACGAGUAAUUUAAAACGCGGUUGGGUUUUGUGAUUGUUAUAUGUCCCGGACAUGCAGCACAGUUGUUUGAUGUAUCCUAGCAACGCAAUGAACGAGGCUCACCGCACCACCAAAGUCGGGUAGGCACCUUGUCGUCAUUUCUGACAUGGAGCUCACCUCGUUUCCUCGUUUACACGUAGAAAGAACUUUGGCGCUCAUUAAGCCAGAUGCAAUUCACAAAAGUGAGGAAAUUGAAGACAUCGUUUUGAGAAAGGGCUUCUCCAUUUUGCAGAAGCGAAAAAUUCAGCUAACUCCAGAACAGUGCAGCGACUUUUAUGCAGAACAUUAUGGAAAACUCAACUUUCCCAGCUUGACUGCCUACAUGAGCUCUGGUCCAAUCAUUGCCUUGACUCUGGCCCGGUACAAUGCAAUAGCCUACUGGAAAUCCAUCAUUGGACCUGCUAAGGCCACAGAAUGGCCUAUUGACAGCCUUCGAGGGAAGUAUGGCACCUCUGAUCUGCAAAAUGCCGUCCAUGGCAGCGAGUCAUUUUGUGCUGCUACUCGAGAGAUUAAAUACAUGUUCCCAAACACUUUGAUUGAGCCCUUCCCUACAAAAGAAGAACCCGAAGAAUAUCUGAGUCGAUACGUGAAACAAACAUUGCUUCAGGGACUCACUGAGCUCUGUAAACAAAAACCACGCAACCCCUGUGUUUGGCUUGCUGACUGGCUGAUCAAAAACAAUCCAAACGGGCCUCAAAUAUUUGAUGGAGCUGUUGAGGAAGCAAAAUGACUGGUACUACAAAACACUAGAACAUUUGGGCUUUAAUUACAAAAGUUCCCACUCUUGAAAAAAAAACAAGUAUGUGGUGGCAAUUUUAAGCACUGCUGCAGUUAAUAUUGUAUAUUCAUUUGAGAUAUCCAUUUGCUGAACUUCAUGUUUUGCUCGUUUAGAUGCUCUGAGAACAUCAUAUAUUCUAUCAACAGGCAUGGUGAUUAUUGUUGUUGUAUUUGUCAAUGUGUAGAAAAUCAGAAUUCAAUACAAAAGAGCCAAUACACCUAAAAAAAAAAAAAGGUUUCUACUUUAAAUUACUUUUUCAACCCACACAUCUGUCAAAUCUGAUGCAUUCAGAAAAAAAGUGGAAUGUUUGCUAAUGAAAUGUGCACCAUGUACAGUUUUAAAAAUGGAAUCAAUGUAUGUUAUUUCCCAUUGCACAGACUUUGUCUUAGUAAUCAACUGAAGUGUUCAGGGGCAUGCGUGUCGCACUUAUCCCAUUAUAUGAUUGGCUGAGGAGUGAAAUUGCAAAAUGCAUCUGACCACCCAAACACAUCUUGUUUUUAUUACUUGAUUUUGUUAUUAAUUCAUUGAUUGUUUUCUCCUCACGGCCCUGAACAGUUUGUGUCCCUACACAGGCAGUAGCUGCUCGCACAGAAUUAAGCGAAAUGGACUCGAAAUACAAUAGAAAGUCUUAAUUAGAAUAGAAAGCCUUUAUUGUCAUUGUACAGAGUACAACAGAUGUUAAACUUCAUCAUAACGUCCACCUCAUAAAACAAGAGUAAAAUUAAUCUAAUAUAAAAAUACAGGUCACCGUAUACACAGAUUGGGAAUCAAGUGAAUAAGUGACUAGCAGCAAGUGAUUAUGUAGUAUUAAUAAAACAUUGCAUAUAUGAAAAUUUACUUUACUCAGACUAAGAGGCUGAUGGCGGACUUGAUAUGACAGUUUGUGCUUAGAUAUUGAUGUAACAGUGCAAAAAUCCUAGAAUGUAAAUGUGCAAAUAUUGCAUAUGCAGUAUCAAGGGUAUGCAGUACAAAUCUGAGAACAUAUUACUUAGUGAGAUACAUAUGACAAUGUUGUGGCAUUAGCAGUGCAAUGACAGUGACAUUUCAGUGCAAACUUUAGUUGAGGAUGGUGACAGCUCUUGGAAAGAAGCUGUCUCUUAGUUUGUUUUGGUUGGUAUGGCCCCGUGGCGCCUACCAGAGGGCAACAUGUUGAAUAGGUGGGAGCUGGGUUGUGUAAAGUCUUUUAUGAUGCUUCUUGACCGUCCUAGGCACCGAGAGUUGUAGAUGGUGGAAAAGGGAGAAAGGGGGCAGUCGAUAAUCGUUUGUGCUGUUUUGAUCACCCUCAGCAGUCUUCUCCACUCUGGUUCUGUGCGGUUUAAGUGCCACACUGGCACAGCAUAGGUCAGCAGGCUCUCAAGGCCGACUGGUAGAAGGUCACCAGCAGGUAGGUGUCGAGUUGCUUCUGAGCACUCUUAGGAAGUUUAGUCUUUGCUGCGCCUUCUUAACCAGUGCGGCGGGGCUGGUUGCCCAGGAAAUGCAAUGCGUGUGGAUGGCUCAUUCAUGAGGAUAAUCACUUCUUUUACAUGCCAAAACCCAGAACAUUCUUUUGUUUAUGGAAAAAUAAGACCAUCACAACGAUCCGGCUUCCGAGGGAGGCAGUCAACAACUUCCUAAUAUGGCUGCACACAUGUACAUUGACCAGGAGCAUAAUUUUGGCAAAUACUAGACUACAUACAAAUGCUCUGGGAUUUUUUUCAAGAAGUUUAACGCUGUACAGUAUUCAGAAAACUUUCAUAAUGUCGUUCAUUUACUCCUUAUAACUCUUUGAAACUCACGUUAUUUCGACAUUGAAAUCCAAACUUGCUAUGCUUUGUAUCAACUCUAAAAACAUUAAACCCGCAAUAUUAAACAGUUAGCCUGGACAAUGGUCGCUACUGCAAUAAUCACAGGUAAAAGCAGUCCUUCUGUCAUGUUUUUUUCUUUUUGAUUGAUUGAUUGAUUUAUUUAUUUUUAUGUA